AUGGAGACUGCUGUAGUUUUGACAACUGUAAUGAAAGGAGUUGCGGAUGCACUUCGAUUAGAUGGCGAAGGAAAUAGACCCAAGGAAGCCUAUGUCAAGUAUCUUGAAUGCAUCUUUCGCAUCGCCACAAAAUUACUACAAAAUGUCAAGUCUGAUAGUGGCCAGGUCCACAUCACAAAGGAAGUGGUACGAUUUGUUCGUCUUGGUAACCAAUGUAUGGAGCGCAUGGUUGCCAUUGUCAACCAGUUCACAUCAGGACUUUCUGCCAAUCAGCAGAAGCUGCCAGUGGGAUCUGAAUGCCAAUUUUUCCCACCUGAAUCCAAGUCUGCCCCAGCAACACCUGUCAAUCAGUCAUCUUUGGACUUAGGGACUCAGGAUAGCCGACUUAGACUUUCUUCUGCCCCGACUCCUCUUCCAGACAUUUCCAGUUCUCAUUCAAAACAAAAGACUUUGACUCCAUCACAGAUAGCCAUGAUGAAGAACCACCAGCUUAUGAUUGCUUACAAGACAAGGAUGGGUGGCCUAGGAACACGCAAGUCUGCAGCAGCUAGUUUGAGUUUGACUUUGCAAAGGAAGAUGGCUGAAAAUUUAGCAAUCGCAAAAGCUCAGGAAGCUGCUCUUGCCAAAAAGAUCCAGGAACGACAACAUAGGCUGGAAGAGCAGGCAGCAAAGAAAUUUAACAGUGUUGAUGGAAUGUCUGGAGAAGAGGAACACAAGAAAGAAAUUUAUAAGAAGGUGUUAGAAUAUGAACAUGAUACGAGUUGGUUGACUGAUUUAAGGCAGCAACUAGAAGAAAAUCCUGAUGAUGCUAAGUUGAUGCAGCAACUAAUACUUGGCAUCCUUAAGUGUACAGACCAUCCUCUUACCCAGCAGCUGAAACUUUACCAGUACAAACUGUAUGAAAAAAUCCAUCCCCUUGUUUCCAAACAUAUUGAGUAUUUGUCGGAGAUAAAGGUGCCCCUUUCUGUAAGUCUGUUCCCCGCAGGGGUGGCUGAGAUGUGGGAGGAUUCUCAAGGGUGUGAAGGCAAUUCUGACAGUGAUUCCCUUGGUAAUGAGGAGGAUGACGAGGAACAAACAGAGGUAUUUGAAAAAGAUGAACACAAUGUAACCAUGAUUGAGAAUGAAUCUGCAGAUGUGAUGGAUGGUAAGAGUACAGUUGAGGAUGUGAAAACUAGUGAUGAAGAAAAAGAAAAUUUAGCCAUGGAAAAUAUUGAAGAUGUUUCUGCCAACAUAAAAGAGGAUUUAGAAAUUGCUUUGGAAAAGGGUGAAAAGUUGACAAAGCAAUUAAAACGUGAAAACCAGCAAACAAACAAAAUCAUUAGACAAGUUUCAAAUGAAAUUGAAAAAUAUAGUCUAGAGAAUAUGGAUGAUUUGUUUGAUGAUGAUGAUGAGGAGGAGGAGAAUGACAGUGAGAUUGAAAAUGAUAAUUCAAACGAUAAAUGGGUACCUGCAAAACGGUCAAGUCAUCUGGAUGAUAACAAACAGAAUUCUGAACAAUUAGAAUCAGAUGAAAAGUAUCAUGAUUCACAGAGUUCUAAUCAAUCUGAAUCAAACAAAAAGCCAUGUGAUUCAUCAAUAUCAACCGCGGGAAGUAAAGUUUCCUCACCAGGUAGACGACAUUCGUCCAGUAACAAGCUGGUUCAUCGCCCACAUGUGGAACAUGUGCAAGCUAUGGACAAGCAACUGGCAAAAAUAAAGAAUGAAGCGUAUCAUCGUCACUUAAAGGGUAUAUCGCAGGAUGUACAGAUUUACCUAGAGAAAAUACAGACUCUUUUUACUAUGACCUAUGAACAGCUUGAUUCACCAGCAGGUCAGGACCAGUGCUAUGCAUGUUUAGAGAAACCAUUCUUCCAGCCAAUUUGGCAAUACCUGAUAGCAUUAUAUAGACUAGCAAAUGAGCCAAAAGAGAUUGCAGUGGCCUAUGUAAUGACGCGACAUCAACACAGCAGACCACAGGACUUUAAUGUUAGUAAGAAACUAUGUCUGGAUCAAGGGACAUCUGACCAGACAGACAACUACCCCUACCGGCCAGCAGUGGUGGAAUUACAGGCUAUCGCUACACAAUGUACCCUGCUGGACAAGCUGGAGUGUCUAGUACGUUCAUCACGUCUGAUCUUCCAGUGUAUCGAAGAUCACUAUAAAACCGAGGGCAAGGUCCCGUCAGUAGGAGCAGACGACCUUUUACCUAUCCUUUGUUACGUCAUCACCAAGGCCGCCCAGCCUCAGAUCGUUUCAGAGUGUCAUAUCAUGGAAGAAUUUAUUCAUGAAGGGUAUAUAAUGGGAGAAGAGGGCUACUGUUUGACAUCAUUGCAAACAGCACUGGCCUACCUCAUUUCUCUAGGAAUAGUGGACUAGUCAUAAACCUCAUCUCCCUAGGAAUAGUGGACGAAUCAUAGACCUCCUCUCCCUAGGAAUAGUGGACAAGUCAUAGACCUCCUCUCCCUAGGAAUAGUGGACAAAUCAUAGACCUCAUCUCCCUAGGAAUAGUGGACAAGUCAUAGACCUCCACUCCCUAGGAAUAGUGGAAAAGUCAUAGACCUCAUCUCCCCAGGAAUAGUGGGCAAGUCAUAGACCUCCUCUCCCUAGGAAUAGUGGACAAGUCAUAGACCUCCUCUCCCUAGGAAUAGUGGACAAGUCAUAGACCUCAUCUCCCUAGGAAUAGUGGACAAGUCAUAGACCUCCUCUCCCUAGGAAUAGUAGACAAGUCAUAGACCUCCUCUCCCUAGGAAUAGUGGACAAGACAUAGACCUCCUCUCCCUAGGAAUAGUGGACAAGUCAUAGACCUCAUCUCCCUAGGAAUAGUGGACAAGUCAUAGACCUCAUCUCCCUAGGAAUAGUGGACAAGUCAUAGACCUCAUCUCCCUAGGAAUAGUGGACAAGUCAUAGACCUCAUCUCCCUAGGAAUAGUGGACAAGUCAUAGACCUCCUCUCCCUAGGAAUAGUGGACAAGUCAUAGACCUCCUCUCCCUAGGAAUAGUGGACAAGUCAUAGACCUCCUCUCCCUAGGAAUAGUGGACAAGUCAUAGACCUCAUCUCCCUAGGAAUAGUGGACAAGUCAUAGACCUCCUCUCCCUAGGAAUAGUGGACAAGUCAUAGACCUCCUCUCCCUAGGAAU
Ylistrum balloti is the source of this 3115-nucleotide messenger RNA. Its product is annotated as VPS9 domain-containing protein 1-like. The record is from RefSeq and is a predicted model, not a curated record. Gene Ontology annotation, molecular function: small GTPase binding; guanyl-nucleotide exchange factor activity. The transcript has 14 exons. Gene Ontology annotation, biological process: vesicle-mediated transport. The coding region runs from base 1 to 2355 and encodes 784 amino acids. NCBI's taxonomy places the organism in Eukaryota, Metazoa, Mollusca, Bivalvia, Pectinida, Pectinidae. Gene Ontology annotation, cellular component: endocytic vesicle; cytosol.